AUGACUCAGGUCGUCGCCGGCUCAGAAAUUGGUCGCACUUUUGCCCUGUUUGGCAUCGGCGCCGAUGCGGCGUUUAUUUUGACGGCAGCACUUUACACAAAUGUGUAUCGCUGGACGGUUUCCUGGUUGCCCGGCUUCACCUUCCUCCUCAUCGCUGCUUUGCAGAGUUUAGCGUUCAUGGCCAUGUUGUGGGUCCACCUCAAGGCAAAAGCAGAGGGUGUUGGUGCUCAGGAGCAGGGGAUGAGCAUACAACAGACAAUCGCGAGGAUCGGGUCAACCGAUGAAGAGGAUGCGCCAAAGCGUGCAAAGAUAUCAAAGACCAGCACGAGCGGGAUCGCAUUUCCGUUUGCAAAGAAGAAGGUUAAUAAACAGGUCUCCAUCCUGGAACACGCCGAGCAACUAGCCCGGGAGCGUGAACUCCGGAAUCAUCUACAA
Molecule: messenger RNA, 435 nt
Organism: Mesorhabditis spiculigera
Lineage: Eukaryota; Metazoa; Nematoda; Chromadorea; Rhabditida; Rhabditidae
Source: the annotation of a GenBank genome assembly